Brenthis ino (lesser marbled fritillary) is the source of this 1743-nucleotide messenger RNA. Lineage: Eukaryota; Metazoa; Arthropoda; Insecta; Lepidoptera; Nymphalidae. The record is from the annotation of a GenBank genome assembly.
AUGUCGCGGGCACUAGCGAUACUCCUCGCCGCGCUCGCUACAUACGUACAAUGUGCACCAUCGAAGGUGCGCGUGCGCCUACAAGAUGGUUGGGUAUGCGGAGUUACUGGUACGGCUGAAAAUAGUACUGUCUUUGCGAGUUUUUUGGGUGUGCCGUAUGCGAAGCAGCCUGUUGGCGACCGCAGGUUUCGUGAAUUAGAACCAAAUGAAUCAUGGGAUGAUUGUUACGAUGCGUCUACCGAAGGACCGAUUUGUCCUCAACACGACACUUUAUAUGGGCCGUUGCUAGCAUCUUCCAACAUGGACGAGGCAUGCAUAUAUGCAAAUAUCCACGUACCCUUGCACGCUCUACCCGAGUAUAACACAUGGAGACAUGCGAGACAUCUUAGGCCGCCGUACGAAACUGGACUCAAUGAGAACGAACAGAGUGGUCCUGGUCUGCCCAUCCUCGUCUUCAUACAUGGAGGAGGUUUCGCCUUCGGUUCUGGUGGGAUUGGACUUCAUGGCCCUGAAUACCUUAUUAACAGAGAUAUCAUUGUUAUCACUUUUAAUUAUAGGCUAAAUGUCUUCGGCUUUCUCUCCCUCAACUCCACAAGUAUUCCGGGCAACAAUGGACUAAGAGACAUAGUGACACUUCUGAAAUGGGUGCAGGCCAAUGCGAAGUCUUUCGGUGGAGACCCCGACAAUGUAACGCUGGGAGGGCAAAGUGCUGGAGCGUCUUUGGCCCAUAUUUUAUCAAUGUCGCUUGCGACUGAAGGACUUUUUAAAAGAGUAAUAUUGAUGAGUGGCACUGGAAUUCGUAGUUACUUCACAACUUCUCCGGCAUAUGCAAAGUUUGUGGCAGAUCUAUUCUUGUCUAGCGUUGGAAUUAAUGCCACAGAUCCUGAAGAUAUUCAUCAGCAAUUAAUAGCAAUGCCUAUUGAAAAAAUAAUGGAAGUAAAUAAACAAAUUCAAGAAAAAUUUGGACUUGUAGCUUUUUUUCCAGUCGUUGAGACCCCAGUUCCAGGAUUUACUACAAUAUUAGACGAUGAUCCCGAAACACUCCUAUCCAAAGGUUUUGGAAAGAAUAUUCCACUUUUGAUUGGUUUUACAAACGCAGAAUGUGAAAUAUUUAGACCUAACUUUGAAAAAAUUGACAUAUUGGGUAGUGUGAAAGAGAAUCCACUUUUAAUUCUAUCACCAAAUUUAAUUUAUAAGUUACCACUCAAAGUUGCAGUUGAUGCAGCUCAAAAAGUAGAAAGUAGAUAUUUCGAUGAAGAACCGACAAUGGAAAAAUACAUACAAAGUUGUUCGGACACAUAUUAUGUUUACCCCGCCAUCAAAUUAACAGGGACGAGGGCAUUAAUGGAAGGCGCUCCAGUAUUUUUGUACCAAUAUUCCUAUGAGGCGGACUUCAGUGUAAUUAAAAAGUCUAAAGGAUUGCAGUUUAAGGGCGCGAGCCAUAUAGAAGAUGAAACAUUCAUCUUUAGAGCAAACGCCAUGGAAGGCACUAAAGGGUUCUCACCUCGAACGCACAAAGAUCAAUAUAUGGUGGAUCAGAUGACUACGUUUGUCAAAAAUUUUAUAUGUUGCAACAACCCCACUUGCGACGAAGGACAUCGGCAGACUUGGCCUGCUGCAAACGAGCACCUGCCGGUCCAGUAUCAAAGUAUUGAAACGCCCGGUUUAAUUAGUUUCAAAAAACAAACAAAGGAGCAGCAAGAGAUGGUUCAGUUCUUCGAUAGAUUACAGACUGGGACCAGU